Cavia porcellus (domestic guinea pig) is the source of this 5773-nucleotide messenger RNA. RefSeq names its product unc-51 like autophagy activating kinase 2 (gene Ulk2). The record is from RefSeq and is a predicted model, not a curated record. Gene Ontology annotation, cellular component: phagophore assembly site membrane; cytosol; cytoplasm. Lineage: Eukaryota; Metazoa; Chordata; Mammalia; Rodentia; Caviidae. The transcript has 27 exons. Bases 546 to 3650 code for a protein of 1034 amino acids. Gene Ontology annotation, molecular function: protein serine/threonine kinase activity; ATP binding. Gene Ontology annotation, biological process: negative regulation of collateral sprouting; protein autophosphorylation; peptidyl-serine phosphorylation.
GGAGGGCCGGCAGUCGGCGCGGGAGCGGCAAGUGCGCGAGUGUGUUCGUGCGGCUCGAACGCGAGCUGGGAGGCGCGGGGGGCUGGGGUUGUGAGGGUUCUAGGGCGGCGGCCCCAGAGCAGCGGUGACCGGACCCGAGCGGAGAGGGCCAAGGCGGCCGGACCAGCUGGGGAUGGGGCGGCCUGGACCGUGCCCUUCCCCUGGGCGCGCUUGCGGCUCUGGGGGCGCCCAGUGACGGUGGUAGCGCCUCUAGCCCGGCAGCUGCGAGGCCGCUUCGCUAGAGACCCCGCGGCCGGCGGCAGGCCGGGCCAUGAGGAGCGGCCGGGGCCGGGCUAGGCCACGGUGACCCCGGCUCCUCACGUCAGCCUCCUUCGUUUCCGCUCCGGCUUGUCGGCAUGAGCGUCCGCCCGGGUCCGGGGCCGCGUCUGCCCCCUUCCCGCCGCCCGCGGGCGCGCUCAGGGCCCGCGGGCCCGCGGUGCUGAUCCCGUUGCGGCGCGCUGCUCUGAGCUGCCUGCCCGCCCGCUGUAUGCCUCCGGGGCGCGGCCAUGGAGGUGGUGGGCGACUUCGAGUACAGCAAGAGGGACCUCGUGGGACACGGGGCCUUCGCCGUGGUCUUUCGGGGGCGGCACCGUCAGAAAACUGAUUGGGAGGUAGCUAUUAAAAGCAUUAAUAAAAAGAACUUGUCAAAAUCACAAAUACUGCUUGGAAAGGAAAUUAAAAUCUUAAAGGAACUUCAACAUGAAAAUAUUGUAGCACUCUAUGAUGUUCAGGAAUUACCCAACUCUGUCUUUCUGGUGAUGGAGUAUUGCAAUGGUGGAGACCUGGCAGAUUAUUUGCAAGCUAAAGGAACUCUCAGCGAAGAUACUAUCAGAGUGUUUCUGCAUCAAAUUGCAGCUGCCAUGCGAAUCCUUCACAGCAAAGGAAUAAUCCACAGGGAUCUCAAACCACAGAACAUUUUGUUGUCUUACGCCAAUCGCAGAAAGUCAAGUGUCAGUGGUAUUCGCAUCAAAAUAGCGGAUUUUGGCUUUGCUCGUUACUUACAUAGUAACAUGAUGGCUGCAACACUGUGUGGAUCCCCGAUGUACAUGGCACCUGAGGUUAUUAUGUCUCAACAUUAUGAUGCUAAGGCAGACUUGUGGAGCAUAGGAACAGUGAUAUAUCAAUGCCUAGUUGGAAAACCACCUUUUCAGGCUAAUAGUCCUCAAGACUUAAGGAUGUUUUAUGAAAAAAACAGGAGCUUAAUCCCUAGUAUUCCCAGAGAAACCUCACCUUAUUUGGCUAAUCUCCUGUUGGGGUUGCUUCAGAGGAACCAAAAAGAUAGAAUGGACUUUGAAUCAUUUUUUAGCCAUCCUUUUCUUGAGCAAGUUCCACUAAAGAAAUCUUGCCCAGUCCCAGUGCCCACGUAUGCUGGCUCGCUUCCUGGAAGCUCCUCUGGCAGCUCUCCACCUUGUCGUUUCGCCUCUCCACCAUCCCUUUCAGAUAUGCAGCAUAUUCAGGAAGAAAACUUAUCCUCCCCACCAUUGGGUCCUCCCAACUAUCUGCAAGUGUCCAAAGAUUCUGCCAGUACUAGUAGCAAGAACUCUUCUUGUGACACGGAUGACUUUGUUUUGGUUCCACACAACAUCUCGUCAGACCACUCAUAUGAUAUACCAGUGGCAACUACAGGAAGACAUGUUUCAAAUGAGUUCUUAGUGUGUGGAGGGCAAUGUCAACCUACUGUGUCACCUCACAGUGAAACAGCCCCAAUUCCAGUUCCUACUCAAAUAAGGAAUUACCAGCGCAUUGAGCAGAAUCUGACGUCUGGCUCUGGUACAAAUCCGCAUGGUUCUCCAAGAUCUGCAGUGGUACGAAGGUCUAACACCAGCCCCCUGGGCUUCCUUAGGCUGGGAUCCUGCUCCCCGGCACCAGCAGACACAGUACAGACAGUUGGACGAAGACUCUCUACUGGGUCUUCCAGGCCUUAUUCACCUUCUCCUUUGGUUGGUACCAUUCCUGAGCAAUUCAGUCAGUGCUGCUGUGGGCAUCCUCAGGGCCAUGAAUCCAGGAGUAGAAACUCGUCAGGUUCUCCAGUGCCACAGGCUCAGUCACCACAGUCUCUCUUAUUGGGUGCUAGGCUGCAAAGUGCGCCCACUCUCACUGACAUCUAUCAAAACAAACAGAAGCUCAGAAAACAGCACUCUGAUCCCGUGUGCCCAUCUCAUGCUGGGGCUGGGUACAACUACUCACCUCAGCCCAGUCGGCCUGGCAGCCUUGGAACCUCUCCCACCAAGCACACAGGAUCCUCUCCACGGAGUUCGGAUUGGUUCUUUAAAACUCCUUUACCAACAAUCAUUGGCUCUCCUACUAAGACCACGGCUCCUUUCAAAAUCCCUAAAACACAAGCGUCUUCCAACCUAUUAGCCUUGGUUACACGUCAUGGACCUGCUGAAGGUCAAUCCAAAGAUGGGAAUGACCCUCGGGAAUGUUCCCAUUGUUUCUUAGUACAAGAAAGUGAGAGGCAUCGAUCUGAGCAGCAGAACAAGGCAUUGUUUGGCAGAUCUGUCAGUACUGGAAAAUUAUCAGAUCAACAAAUAAAGACACCUUUAGGUGGAUACCAGGGCAGCACAGAUAGUUUAAAUACAGAACGACCAAUGGAUAUAGCUCCAGCAGGAGCCUGUGGCCUCGUGGUAGCACCGUCAGCAGGAACAGCCACAAGUUCCAGGGCUGUCCUCUUCACUGUGGGGUCUCCUCCGCACAGUGCUACAGCCCCUACUUGUACCCAUAUGGUCCUUCGAACAAGAACCACCUCAGUGGGAUCCAGCAGCUCGGGAGGCUCCUUGUGCUCUGCCACUGGCCGUGUGUAUGUGGGUUCCCCACCUGGGUCAGGCUUGGGCUCUUCACCACCUGCAGCAGAGGCAGCUCCCAGCCUGAGAUACGUGCCUUAUGGUGCUUCGCCCCCCAGCCUAGAGGGGCUCAUCACCUUUGAAGCCCCUGAACUGCCAGAGGAGACACUGAUGGAGAGGGAACACACAGACACCUUACGCUAUCUGAACAUGAUGCUGAUGUUCACUGAGUGUGUGCUGGACCUCACAGCCAUGCGAGGAGGAAAUCCUGAGCUGUGCACAUCUGCCGUAUCCUUGUACCAGAUUCAAGAGAGUGUGGUUGUGGACCAGAUCAGCCAGCUGAGCAAAGACUGGGGGAGAGUGGAGCAGCUGGUGUUAUAUAUGAAAGCAGCACAGCUGCUUGCAGCUUCCCUGCAUCUUGCCAAAGCCCAAAUCAAAUCUGGAAAGCUGAGCCCAUCGACGGCUGUGAAACAAGUUGUGAAAAAUCUGAAUGAGCGAUAUAAAUUUUGCAUCACCAUGUGCAAGAAACUUACAGAAAAGCUGAAUCGCUUCUUCUCGGACAAACAGAGAUUUAUUGAUGAAAUUAACAGUGUAACUGCAGAGAAACUCAUCUAUAAUUGUGCAGUGGAAAUGGUUCAGUCUGCUGCCCUGGAUGAGAUGUUUCAACAAACAGAAGAUAUUGUUUAUCGCUACCACAAAGCAGCACUUCUUUUAGAAGGCUUGACUAAAAUUCUGCAGGACCCUGCAGAUAUUGAAAAUGUACAUAAAUAUAAAUCUAGUAUUGAAAGAAGAUUGUCAGCACUCUGCUGUAGCACUGGAACUGUGUGAGCAGCUGGCUUGCCUGUGACCAGCAUGGGAGCAUGAGGUGAUACGUUUGGGAUUACCACUCAUCCUGUCAACCAUUCCCAGGAAACUGUAGUUUCUUAACUGGUGACUACCAAAGAAUAAGCAGCAAUUUUGAAAAGGAAAGUAAUUUAACAACUACAUGAUAGAAAACCUGCCUUAUUGGAGAAGUCACUCCCCUUUCCCUUUUUUCUUUUUAGAAGCAGAAGUAAAAGUAUUCCACUGGGCUUCAGAUUUGUAUGUGGUAAAUAAAUGUGCUGUAAGAACUAGAAUUAUCAAUACCGUUUUUCUUAUGGAUAAGUAAACAAGUCAGUGGCAUUCUGCCAAGUUCACGGAGCAUUGUGUAAAAUUUCAUGUUUGCUGAGGUGUAUACAAGCAAAGAAUUUACAUCUCACCAGCAGUUUGAUAUUUGGCAUGUGUUUGUCUGCAUCUGAGCAUGUAUCUUCAAACAGCUCAGGAAGAAAUAGUUUAAGAAGAUGCAAAAGAUGGCUGUUGGAGGAAAUUUUGAAAUCUUUCAUUUGAUCUAAUGUGGACACAUUAAUCUUAAAAAUCUUUCAUAUUGCACUAAUUUAUUAAAACAAUUGUGUAUUGAAUUUUAGAAUUUAAAAUUAAUGGAGGCACAAUGGACUUGUUUAAAAUAUUUUACUUGAUUAUAUACAUAUACCCUUUCCAGAAUUCAUAUAUAAUCGCUAUUGAACUUUCAGAUGGUCAGAACUUGUGUUCAUGUGAAUCUUUGCAUUGUUUUUACCUGCUGACAUCCACAGAUCUUAUAUUUUGAGUUGCUGAUUGUUUUUGUUUGCAUUUUUUAUUGUGCAUGCAGAGUGUGCAUUGAUGCCUGUGACCUUAGGUGAAUUAAUGGCUAGGUUUAUUUGGGCAGUAUUAGAAAAGCUAUCAUGAAAGCAGAGAUGCUCUUUAAGAAUUUCUGUAGAGUUAAAACAAAUGGUUAUUAAAGAUUUGUUAGUGAUGUGGAGUUUCUACACGAAGUUAUUGAAAAAGGAGGUUUGUUUUCUCUUAAGACAAUGGGCAACUGUCUCCAGCCUAAUGUAUAUUUUUUAAUGUUAAUCCUGACAGUUCACCAAAUAGCUAGUCAUGGAGAAUGCAGGCAGUUAACAUCCCUCUGGGAAUGGUUCCUACAUUGUAUAUUGUUUGGUUUCUUUUACUUACCUGCUUGAAUACUUGAAUAAAGACUUUUACCAGUUUUAAUCCUUUUAUUUUAAUCCUUUUACCUACAAUAAUCUGAACUUUGACAGUUGCACAAAGAAGCUCUUUGGCAUUACUCUAAUUUUAGUGUAUGAUAGAAAUAGAAACAAAUAUGGUUUUCCUUUACUUUGACAAAAUAAUGUAAUUUUAACCUUAUUUAUCUGUAUGAAAUUCCAGCAGUUAAUUUGAACAUUUGUUUAUAUGAUGUUUGUAUUUUUUAGGUCUUUAAUACAGUGUUUCUACCUCUCAUUUGUAACUGCAUGCAUUACUCUUGAAACUAGGAAAAACUCACUGAAUUGUUGUGUUUGCCUUUUUAUUAUUGCCUGUAUAAAUGUAUAUUAAGGUAAAAUAAAACUGACAGUGUUUCUAGGUAUAGUAGUUGGGUCCAUAUUACAUAGCUUGUCAAACUAGAGACUUCUGGAAGUUUGAUUAUUAAUAUCCUUUUUCCUCGGUCAUCCCCCACAAUUUGAGAUUCUGGGUGACUGUCUUGCAGGCUUCCACAAACUUAGACUUCCAUGAUGAAUCCUCUCCCCCUUGCAUUGGUAUUUUGUAUAAAUUUUAGAGUUUACUACAAUUCCAUUCAUAUUCUCUCAAUUGAUCCUCCACGGGGGCAGGUUUGUUAUGUUUUUUAAAAUAGGAUGAAAUGGAUUCAUAGGACUGGAUGGUUUGAAGUCAAGAACUAGGCAGAUAGUUAAGCUAUACUAUGUAACUUCCAAGUUCUUCCUCCUGUAUAAUAAAGGUCUUGUGGUAGAUGGUAUAUGUGAAAGAGUAAAGUCUCAACAACAGAGAAUGAACUGUAAAUUUGUGAGUACUGGCUCUGAUUCUACUUCCUUUAUCAAGGCUGAUUGUUUUAAGAGAUUUUUGCCUUGGUUACAGCAAUAAUAAAUAAGUGCUUUAUUUUUCCAUGA